AUGCCUCACAGUCACCACAUGAACAGCUCCACGUUGCCCACAACGCAUCCUCCUGAACAUCAGCACUCAACGGCAGCCCCAGGACAUGGUCAUGGAUCUCACAUGAUGGCAAUGACUUUCCACUUCAGCUAUGAGAAUGUGCCAUUGCUGUUUUCUGGACUUAUAAUCAAUACUCCUGGAGAAAUGGCUGGUGCUUUUGUGGCUGUCUUCUUCCUGGCCAUGUUUUAUGAAGGCCUUAAGAUUGCCCGAGAGUGUCUGCUCCGUAAAUCCCAGGUCAGCAUUCGCUACAACUCCAUGCCAGUGCCAGGUCCCAAUGGCACUAUCUUGAUGGAGACGCACAAAACUGUUGGACAGCAGAUGCUGAGCUUCCCUCACCUCCUGCAGACUGUGCUGCACGUCAUUCAAGUCGUGGUCAGCUACUUCCUCAUGCUCAUCUUCAUGACGUACAACGGGUACCUCUGCAUCGCGGUGGCGGCAGGGGCAGGGACAGGCUAUUUCUUCUUCAGCUGGAAAAAGGCCGUUGUUGUGGAUAUCACGGAGCACUGCCAUUAACACUGGAUGCUGCCCAGAAGCCUCGCCACCCCACCGCUCUCUGGAAGUGCAGCCGUCACGAGGACUGGAUCAUUCCUAAGCUGAAAGAGAAACAAUCUAAAGAAAAUCAACUGGAGUUCACCACAGGUUCCUAGCUGGGGUGUAGGGAUCU
Leptosomus discolor (cuckoo roller) is the source of this 703-nucleotide messenger RNA. NCBI's taxonomy places the organism in Eukaryota, Metazoa, Chordata, Aves, Leptosomiformes, Leptosomidae. The record is from RefSeq and is a predicted model, not a curated record.